AAAGCUAGGAGAUAGAGAAAGAGAGCUUGGAAAAUCAAAUCCAUGGUAGUGGAUAUUUGGCUAAGAGGAGUAGAAAAUCUUCUUCAUUUUUUCCAUCUCCAAAACUAGCAAACCCCAUAUCCACUAAAUCUCCUCAAAUGUUGCAGACCCACAACUUUCUCUCCUCCAUCUUCCCUUCCACUCUCUCUCUAACCCACAAAUCCUGUCUCUCUCCUCCCUCCCUCUCCUCUCUCCACAGACCCAUCACCUUCCCCUUUCUUUCCACCCACCGUCGCCUCAGAAUUCAGCAAUGUUCGCCCCAAAUUUCUGAACUAUCAGAGGCCACCGCCACUUUUGAUGAAGACGACGGCCCAGUUGAGCUUCCACCCACCAUUUUUGCUACCACGGAUGACCCUUCUUCUCUCCAAGUGGCUACCAGUGUUCUCCUCACGGGGGCCAUCUCCAUUUUCCUCUUCCGCUCCCUCCGCCGCCGCGCUCGGCGGGCCAAAGAGCUGAAAUUUAGGUCUGUUGGAGUAAAGAAGUCCUUGAAGGAGGAAGCAUUGGAUAGCUUGAAAGCAAUCAGUACAGGUCCAAUUGAAUCUAAGUCUACACCUUCACCGAUACAAGCAUUCUUGGGAGCAAUAGCAGCUGGUGUCAUUGCGUUAAUCUUAUAUAAGUUCACCACCACCAUUGAAGCUGCUCUGAACCGACAGACAAUGUCCGAUAACUUCUCGGUUCGACAGAUGACAAUAACCAUAAGAACUAUUGUGAACGGAAUAUGCUACCUUGCAACAUUUGUUUUUGGAAUUAAUGCUGUUGGUUUGUUCCUUUACUCCGGUCAGUUGGCCGUAAAUUCCAUAAUGGAAGAUGGUUCCACAGAUAAAGAAACUGCAACUAUAGUUGACAAGCAAGUUAGCCCACCAAAUUCAACGGUUGAAACAGCGCUUGAUAGCACCGAAUCAAGCAGCAACAAGGAUGAUCAAAGUUCAAGUAAUUUGCAGUAAUGUAAGAGGACCCACUCUGAUCUAAUUUUGGCUGUUUUGGCAACCAUUUGUAAAGGAUAUCAGGUGGCAUACUUUACGAAAUUGGAUUUCAUGAAGAAGUAAUUUAAACAUCUUCCAGCCCCAUUGGUCUGCUUAAAGAGAGCCUAAAGCUAAGGUAUGGAAGUGAAGAUUAAAAGAAUAAUAGUAAUACUAGAAAGUUGCUGCUGCUUUUAUGGUGUUGAGAAUCACAUCUAUAUAGAUCUAUUAUUGGCCUCUCUCUUUCAAAAGACACCUASAGGAAAGUUUGUACACUUUUCUUCUCUUUUAGUACAUAUCUUUACUUUUGGRAAAUUCAUUCAAAACCGAACUGACUUAGCAAACCACCACAACCUGAUCGAAAUGAACCGAAUGAACCAACCAACAUAUGUUGUCAAAGGUGACCAAAUGACUCACCUCGGUKGGUUUUUUUUUUCGGUUUCAGCGUGCACUCGUUACCGUACAGGUUAACCUAUGGCUCGGCUCAACACGUCUAGUGGCAGUGGGUCGAGCAGCUUUCAUUGAAACUCAUGGGGUGUUUUUUUUAGUAGGAAACAUGAAAAAGUAAGGAAAAGUAAAGGCUAUCCAGCUCUGCAAUCAAAUUCCAAGGCUGUGGCCAGUGAUAUGUAUAUUUGUUUUCUGCAGUUUGCAGUAAUGCAGUCUUUACACGUUUGAAUUGUUUAGGUUUUUGUCAUAGUGACUUGUGCUUGAAUUUGAAGGCUUUUUGUGUGGGGACUUUUGCUUCAGAACACAUCAGGAAUAUUUUUGAAACA
Momordica charantia (bitter melon) is the source of this 1771-nucleotide messenger RNA. The record is from RefSeq and is a predicted model, not a curated record. Lineage: Eukaryota; Viridiplantae; Streptophyta; Magnoliopsida; Cucurbitales; Cucurbitaceae.